UCUCACCUGCAAGAAAUGACUCCCAUGUGGCUCUUCCCCUUCCUGCUGUCAGCUCCCAGAUGUUUCCUGUCCCAGGUGCAGCUGCAGGAGUCGGGCCCAGGACUGGUGAAGCCCUCGCAGACCCUCUCCCUCACCUGCUCUGUGUCCGGGGACUCAGUCACCAGCAGUAACUACUGGAACUGGAUCUGCCAGCCCCUGGGAAAAGGGUUGCAGUGGAUGGGGUACUGGACAGGGAGCACAAGGUACAACCAAGCCUUCCAGGGCCGCAUCUCCAUCACUGCUGACAUGGACAGGAACCAGUUCUCUCUGUAGCUGAGCUCCGUGUCCACUGAGAACACGGCCGUGUAUUACUG
Messenger RNA from Myotis davidii, 353 nucleotides. Its product is annotated as putative V-set and immunoglobulin domain-containing-like protein IGHV4OR15-8. Lineage: Eukaryota; Metazoa; Chordata; Mammalia; Chiroptera; Vespertilionidae. Gene Ontology annotation, molecular function: immunoglobulin receptor binding; antigen binding. Gene Ontology annotation, biological process: phagocytosis, recognition; innate immune response; phagocytosis, engulfment. Bases 16 to 312 code for a protein of 98 amino acids. Gene Ontology annotation, cellular component: blood microparticle; external side of plasma membrane; immunoglobulin complex, circulating. The transcript has 2 exons. The record is from RefSeq and is a predicted model, not a curated record.